Molecule: messenger RNA, 1008 nt
Organism: Orycteropus afer afer
Lineage: Eukaryota; Metazoa; Chordata; Mammalia; Tubulidentata; Orycteropodidae
Gene: TFAP4
Product: transcription factor AP-4
Exons: 7
Coding region: 1-1008 (335 amino acids)
Biological process (GO): regulation of transcription by RNA polymerase II
Cellular component (GO): nucleus
Molecular function (GO): RNA polymerase II cis-regulatory region sequence-specific DNA binding; DNA-binding transcription factor activity, RNA polymerase II-specific; protein dimerization activity
Source: RefSeq, a predicted model, not a curated record
AUGGAGUAUUUCAUGGUGCCCACUCAGAAGGUGCCCUCUUUGCAACAUUUCAGGAAAACAGAGAAAGAAGUGAUAGGAGGGCUCUGUAGCCUGGCCAACAUUCCACUGACCCCUGAGACCCAGCGGGACCAGGAGCGGCGGAUCCGGCGGGAGAUCGCCAACAGCAACGAGCGGCGGCGAAUGCAGAGCAUCAACGCCGGCUUUCAGUCCCUCAAGACCCUCAUUCCCCACACAGACGGCGAGAAGCUCAGCAAGGCGGCCAUUCUUCAGCAGACGGCUGAGUACAUCUUCUCGUUGGAGCAGGAGAAGACCAGGCUUCUGCAGCAGAACACACAGCUUAAGCGCUUCAUCCAGGAGCUGAGUGGCUCAUCCCCCAAGCGGCGGCGGGCAGAGGACAAGGAUGAGGGCAUCGGCUCGCCGGACAUCUGGGAGGACGAGAAGGCUGAGGACCUGCGGCGGGAGAUGAUCGAGCUGCGGCAGCAGCUGGACAAGGAGCGCUCGGUGCGCAUGAUGCUGGAGGAGCAGGUGCGCUCACUGGAGGCCCACAUGUACCCAGAGAAGCUCAAGGUGAUCGCACAGCAGGUGCAGCUACAGCAGCAGCAGGAGCAGGUCCGGCUGCUGCACCAGGAGAAGCUGGAGCGGGAGCAGCAGCACCUGAGAACUCAGCUCCUGCCCCCUCCGGCCCCCACCCACCACCCCACAGUCAUCGUGCCGGCACCAGCGCUCCCUCCUUCCCACCACAUCAACGUCGUCACCAUGGGCCCCUCCUCGGUCAUCAACUCUGUUUCCACGUCCCGGCAAAAUCUGGACACCAUCGUGCAGGCAAUCCAGCACAUCGAGGGCACCCAAGAGAGACAGGAAGAGGAGCGGCAGGCGGUCAUUGUGAAGCCUGUCCGUACUGGCCCCGAGGCCCACGCCUCGGACACCGCCUCCGACUCGGAGACCUCCGACAGCGACACCAUGGACCAGAGUCGGGAGGAGCCGUUGGGGGACGGGGAGCUUCCCUGA